UUGGGCUUUUCAUUGGGCUCGAUUGAGGUCAGCCCUCACCAAUCUAAUCCAACAUAAACACAGAGCGACGUCGCUUCGUAGAGCCAGAAACCUCCUCCUCUUUCCGUUUGGAGAGCAAAGCAGCUUCCUCAACCUCAACGAGCAAUUCACACUCCAAGAUUCGCCUUUGAAGAACGUUAGAGUGGUCUGAGAUGGAUGCAUCACAGAAUACAACUGGAAUUGGUGGGAGUGGCGGAAACGGAACGUUGGUCCCUCAAACCAAUGAUACAACUGGAUCGGCAGCGGUUGAUGAUCCAAAGCAAAACCUGAAUCAGGUCAUUAACUCUAUUCAGAAAACUUUAGGCCUCAUUCACCAGCUCUACCUCACGGUGUCUUCGUUCAAUGCCGCGUCUCAGCUUCCCCUUCUCCAACGCCUAAAUGCCCUUGUUAUGGAGCUUGACAACAUGGCUAAGCUGUCAGAAAAAUGCAAUAUCCAGGUUCCUAUGGAAGUUUUUAAUUUGAUCGAUGAUGGGAAGAAUCCUGAUGAAUUCACGAGGGAUGUCAUUAAUAGCUGCAUUGCUAAGAAUCAGAUCACUAAAGGAAAAACUGAUACCUUCAAGAGUUUACGCAAACAUCUUCUGGAGGAACUUGAACAGACAUUUCCGGAUGAAGUUGAAUCUUACAGAGACAUACGUGCUGCAUCUGCUGCUGAAACAAAACGGCUUGCACAAGCACAGAGCACACUACCAAAUGGAGAUGUGAAGGUCAAGCCGGAGCUUUAAGUGUACGAUAUGUUUAUGUAUCAUGUUCUUACUGUCCACGUGUUGGCAUGCUUUUAACGGCUGCUCAACUUUUCAUGACUCUAGCGAUAAAAAUCAUUUGUGUCUACACCUAUUUGCCUGAGACUUUGUCAAUUUACUUCGUAAUAUAGUAACAAGGUUUGUAUAAAUCA
Messenger RNA from Pyrus x bretschneideri (Chinese white pear), 931 nucleotides. RefSeq names its product mediator of RNA polymerase II transcription subunit 10b. Gene Ontology annotation, biological process: positive regulation of transcription by RNA polymerase II. The transcript has 6 exons. Lineage: Eukaryota; Viridiplantae; Streptophyta; Magnoliopsida; Rosales; Rosaceae. The record is from RefSeq and is a predicted model, not a curated record. The coding region runs from base 192 to 761 and encodes 189 amino acids. Gene Ontology annotation, molecular function: transcription coregulator activity. Gene Ontology annotation, cellular component: mediator complex; chromatin.